Molecule: messenger RNA, 402 nt
Organism: Telopea speciosissima
Lineage: Eukaryota; Viridiplantae; Streptophyta; Magnoliopsida; Proteales; Proteaceae
Exons: 1
Coding region: 1-402 (133 amino acids)
Molecular function (GO): nucleic acid binding; RNA-DNA hybrid ribonuclease activity
Source: RefSeq, a predicted model, not a curated record
AUGUGCAAUCGGUCCCGAAACCGCCAUGACAUUAGAGAUCAAGAAGCUAAGAGUCUAUGGGGAUUCGUCGAUCGUAAUUUGUCAAACUUAAGGGAAGGGAAGAGAAAGGAUGAGAAGCUAAAACCUUACCAAGAAUAUUUGGAGAACUUGAUCAAGAGCUUUGAUGAAACCACCUUCGAAUAUUUGCCAAGGGACAAUAACAGAUUCGUCAACGCCCUAGCUACUUUGGUUUCAAUGGUUGAAUGCACUCCAGAUACUAAAGUUCACCCAUUUUUAGUAGAUAGAAGGCAUGGACCAACAUAUAAAGAGUCAGUAAAUGCUCUGACAACUGAUGGGAGGUCGUGGUCUGUACCCAUCAUUGACUUCAUCAGAGAAAGGAAAUAUGAAUUCCACAGCCAGUGA